Molecule: messenger RNA, 4442 nt
Organism: Doryrhamphus excisus (bluestripe pipefish)
Lineage: Eukaryota; Metazoa; Chordata; Actinopteri; Syngnathiformes; Syngnathidae
Product: insulin-like growth factor-binding protein 4
Biological process (GO): regulation of insulin-like growth factor receptor signaling pathway
Cellular component (GO): extracellular region
Molecular function (GO): insulin-like growth factor II binding; insulin-like growth factor I binding
Source: RefSeq, a predicted model, not a curated record
GUCCAAAGAGAGCCACUCAACUUGAGCCAUUCUUUGCAUUGCAGACCCAGCAGUAGCAAGAGUCUACAGCUGUUGUUCACUUUGGUUUCGGCAACAAGACUCAAGACUCAAGUGGAUAUUCAUUUUCUUCUCAACGAAGCAGACCAAGAGCACGCUUCUUUCUAUUUCUGCCAUGUUCCACUGAAUCAGUACAGACGAGGCAUUGUGUCCCUGCAAUUGAAAAUAUCAAAGACCAUCCUGGACAAGGAGUUUCUGUCAGACCCCCACUGUUGUUCUCCAAUCUGCACCCCACUCUGAACAAAGAAGCGUAAAGGGACCGCAGAUCCAGGUGCUGCCAUGGUGCGUGGUGGCGGCGUGGCAGCCGCUCCAUCCCGUUGGGGCCUGUGGGCUCUCUCAACUUUGACGUUGGCGGCGCUGUGCUUAUCCGACCAGGCCAUCCGCUGCCCGGUGUGUUCCGAGGAGAGGCUGGCCAGCUGUCAACUGCCGGACAACUGCGAGGAGACGGUGCGAGAGCCUGGCUGCGGCUGCUGCCCCACGUGUGCCCUCCUCAAAGGGGCGCACUGUGGCGUCUACUCGCCACGUUGCGGCACCGGCCUGCGCUGCUACCCCCCGCGGGGCAUCGAGAGGCCGCUGCACUCGCUCAUGCACGGCCAGGGCGUGUGCACCGAUGAGAGAGAGGUGGAGGAAAACUCAGUGAUGGAGCAGCAGGAUGAAAUCAUCCCUGAUCAUCCCAACAACAGCAACAUCCGAUGCAGUCCACAAGACAAGUGGUGCAUACAGAAGACCCUGGCACGACACCCACCAAAAUCCACAAAUCAGAGAAGCAACACGGCACGGGAGGAAGCCAAGGCAGCACUGGCUCCAUGUCGUGCCGAGCUACAGAGAGCGCUGGACAGAUUGGCAUCCAAUUCCCGCACACACGAUGACCUCUUCACAAUUCCCAUUCCCAACUGUGACAAGAACGGAGAUUUCCAUGCUAAACAGUGCCAUCCUGCACGUGACGGUCAGCGAGGAAAGUGCUGGUGUGUGGAUCAGAAGACGGGCAUGAGGCUUCCAGGCCCGCUGGAGCUGCGAGGGGAACUGGACUGCCACCAGUUAAUGACUGCGACGCUGAGGGAUUGAAAAACCGGGGGUUGCGUUGAGGGUACUGGAGCAGCUAAGUUCUAUUGGUGCUCAUGAGCUGAUCCAAACAUGGAAUCCCCACGCAGUCUCACGUCAUUUGGGGCUAACGGUACUUGAGCUCAUGCAACAAAGGGAAGUUUGAAAUGGAAAUGAGUUUUUUGUUGUUGUUUUGUUACUCUGUAAGUCUUUUGAGCACUUGCCAGGUAUUGUUUCUACUAUGUGAACGUCACGCCCAUAGUCGUAGAAAUAGGUGCUUGAACAAGUGGCAGUAAAAAUAUACUAAAUGUUGUAUGAUGUAGAUAAAAGGUCCAGCAACAAAGCAGAUAUUGCAAAGUAACAACAGUUCAGUCCACUUCAGCCAGCAAUAAAAAGAAAUGAAGAUGAAAACAAAAAAAGGGUCAUGCCAAAAUCCUCUUAUACGACCGGAUGAUUACAUUUUUUACAACAUCUCUGCAACAGUCUGUAAAAAAAAUUCUAAAACACUAAACUAUCAGUCAGCCAGAGCCCAGAAAAGAUUUACUUUAUCACCAAACGAUAACUCUGCAACCCCUUCUAUUUCCCAACGACUUGUCUCUCGUACACUGGUCUCAAAGGACUGAAAAAUCCCGGUAAAUACCACAAUUGUGCCUGCUAUAGCUGCCAUAGCUAUGUGGCUUUUGUGCAUUUAUACAUAUACCCUUUCGUCAACAACUGUACUGGUGCUAUUUACUGACUGGGCCAACACACAAGUAUACUUUUUGGCCAUUGUUUGACUUUCUAGAAGACAUUUUUCAAUAGGCUACUGCAACUUAGUACAUUAGUUUUAAUACCUGACUCAGUAUUUUAUUGCCCAGUGUUAUAUACUCCAAAUCUAUAAAUUCAACACGCUUUACACCAGGGGUGUCCACAGAGAAAACCGGAAGGAAAGGGGGUGAAGCACUUUAAUCCAUUUUGUAAAUUAAAGAUGCUAAAACCAAUUGAGGUCAGUACGGUCAAACGUUGGUCUUUGUAUUGUCCAGUGUCGUAAGAUUUGGAUGUUUUUGAUUUUGCUUUGGUUUUUGUCUACUGUCUCGAUAGUUUCAUAUGAUUGGGAUGUUUUCACAAAAAUUUCGCCUCGGUUUUCUAUGCUGUCUUGGUUUUUGUAUGCCCCGGUUUUAUAUGUGUUUGACAAAAAUGUAGCCAGAAUUGUGCCUCUGCUUUUGUAUACUGUGUCAAUUGUUGUGAGUUUUGUGUGAUUUGUAAAUUUUCAUCAAAGACUUUGCCUCGGGUUUCGUAUAUGGAAUAUAUAUAUAUAUAUAUAUAUAUAUAUAUAUAUAUAUAUAUAUAUUUUCUUUUUCUUAUGCCCAAGUUUUGUAUGAUUUGUUUGUUUUCGCAAAAAUUUUGCCUCGAGUUUUGUACACUCUUCUUGCUUUUCAUAUGUCCCAGUUUAUUCAUUCUAAAAUGAAUCGUAUGUUUGUUGAAAAUUUUUGCUAAAAUCCAUUUUGUUUUUUGUCGAACAAAAACCGAGGCACCACUGAGGUAUCCACAUUUUAGCUUUGUGUGUUACAGGUGACAAAAAAAAAAGUGUCUCUAUCUAACUUUGUAUCUCUUGAAUAAUUCAAUCAUUAUUUUUAGAAUCUACUGAUCCGCGGAAUCACCGCCAGGCCGCCCUUUGGACACCCCUGCUGGACACAAACACAACCAGAGAGUGCAGUAAAGUUUUAUGAUAAAGAGCUUGGCAGGAAACCAACUUGUAUGUUGCUGUAAAGAUACAUGACAGGGAAUAACAGCCACUUCUCACUAGAUGAUGACUUUUUCUAGUUUUUGGACAUUAGCACAAUUCCAGUCAAGUUGCUAAAAGCCUAACAACGUAAUUCUACGCAUGUGAAAAAAUGUUAAAGAACUUGUCUGUACAACAAUAAACACAACUCAAGGGUUCUUGAGGCAUUCAAUCCAUUGCAACUGAACUGCUCCAUCAUUUCUCAUAGAGGCGAGAGCAUGAACUGAUGUAGUUCAUGCUCAAAGGCGAGAAAGGACAGUCCUGGCAUAAACUGAUUAAGGUCAUGCUCAAAGGCUGGAUAGGACAGUUUUUUCUAAAGCUCUGUUCUAGAGCAGUCCUAUCUAGUUUUUGAGCAUGAUAUUUGGGCUUUAUUCUAGAGCACUGGUCUCGAGCUGUCCUAUCCAGUAUUUGAGCAUGACCUUAAUGAGUUGAUUCAAAAGCUAUCCUGUCAAAUCCUUAGUUCAUGCUCCGGCCUUGCGCUGUCCUAUUCUGAACUUCCGGUCUAAACUGUCCUGCCUGUCUUUAAGCAUGUGGCCUAUUCUACAGACUCCAGAUCAGUCCUGUUCUAGAGCUUUGGUAUGGAGCUGUCCUAUCUAGUCUUUGAGCAUAAAUAGAUGCCGUUCAUGCUCUGGUCUAGGGCUGUCCUAUUCUGGUGCUCUGGUCUAGAGCUGCCAUAUCUAGUUUUUUAGCAUGAACUUCAUCAGUUCAUAUUAAAGCUGUUCUAUCUGGUCUGUGAGCAUGAAUUGAUGGAGUUCAUGCUCCGGUCUAGGGCUGUCCUAUUCUGGUGCUCUGGUCUAGAGCUGAACCAAUGAAGGUCAUGCUCAAAGACAAGAUAGGACUGAUGAAAAGUCAAGACUAAAAACAAAACAUAUGAAAACCAAAGCAAUUUUUCCCCUCAGAAAAAAAAUGCUGAUCCAAUUAAUUCCUUCUAGACACCCAAAAUUAUGAAUAAAAAACAACAUUUUAUCGAGAUAAUUAUAGUUUUACAUGCAGAAAUCAAUGUGACAUAAUCGUAAAUGACAAAUGAACAUUGAACACCAUCAGACUCUUGUGGCUCUAGACUUGUUGCUGGUUGCUGGUUCGAUCCUCGGUCGUCUCAUCACCAUGUCGAAGCAUCCUCAGGCCGUAGGCAAAUGCGGUAACAAUGUACUGAUGGAAGCCUGAGACAACCUCAACAGCCCAGUUGCGAUGCAUUCAGAGAUCUAAGAAAAAACAAACAAACAUAUAUAUAUAUUGGAAAAAAAAAAAUACACCAGGACGCCCGAGUCAGACAGUUUCAGUGUCGUAAGUUGCAGUAUAAACUUGCCAAAUAACACACUUUUAAAAAGGGGGGCUCACCAAGACACUGACAGUAUAGGAAUAUUACUUGACAAAAAACACAUGUUUUUCCAAAGAUUACUAACAAAGAGCGAGGAUAUUUCCGCACUUGCAACCAUGACAGCUUAUUAUUGGUAACUACUAUGUCAACGAUCUAAUGUGUCUCGUCCGGGACAUUUAUAUUCCAACACUGAAAUGAUCAGUGAACUGAAAGUGAGAUUUGCAUCCAAUGAAAGGAGUAGUUAGAUCAUUUAUUUAAUAGAAA